This is a messenger RNA of Loxodonta africana (African savanna elephant), 8309 nucleotides long. RefSeq names its product glucoside xylosyltransferase 1 (gene GXYLT1). The coding region runs from base 25 to 1224 and encodes 399 amino acids. The transcript is spliced from 8 exons. The record is from RefSeq and is a predicted model, not a curated record. Gene Ontology annotation, molecular function: UDP-xylosyltransferase activity. Gene Ontology annotation, biological process: protein O-linked glycosylation via N-acetylgalactosamine. Lineage: Eukaryota; Metazoa; Chordata; Mammalia; Proboscidea; Elephantidae.
CGGCGGCAGCGCGGUGCCGGGGCGAUGCGGCGCUACCUGCGUCUCGUGGUGCUGUGUCUGGGCUGCGGAUUCUGCUCGCUUCUCUAUGCCUUCAGCCAGCUCGCCGUGUCACUGGAGGAAGGAGCGGGCGGCGGUGGCGGGAAGCCGCAGGCCGCAACGGCUUCCUGGCUCUCGGGCGGCGGACGCGGCGCCGCGAGAUGGGCUGGCAGCGCCGGUCCCGGGGUGCGUCCGGGCCGGUCGGACAGGUGUAAAGAUUUCUCACUGUGUUACUGGAAUCCCUAUUGGAUGCUGCCCUCUGAUGUUUGUGGAAUGAACUGCUUUUGGGAAGCGGCUUUUAGGUAUAGUCUGAAAAUACAUACCGUUGAAAGAAUGCACCUAGCUGUAGUUGCCUGUGGUGAAAGACUGGAAGAAACUAUAACCAUGUUGAAGUCAGCUAUAAUUUUCAGCAUCAAACCUCUUCAGUUCCAUAUUUUUGCUGAAGAUCAGCUACAUGACAACUUUAAAGGCAUACUUGAUAGCUGGUUAUUACUACAAACAUUUAAUUAUACAUUAUACCCAAUAACCUUUCCAAGUGAGAACGCAGCGGAGUGGAAAAAACUCUUUAAACCAUGUGCUUCCCAGAGAUUAUUCUUGCCAUUAAUCCUGAAAGAAGUUGACUCACUGUUGUAUGUCGACACUGAUAUCCUUUUUUUACGACCCGUUGAUGAUAUUUGGUCUUUACUGAAGAAAUUUAACUCCACACAAAUUGCUGCAAUGGCACCAGAGCAUGAGGAGCCUCGGAUAGGAUGGUAUAACCGCUUUGCCAGACAUCCGUACUAUGGAAAAACUGGAGUAAACUCUGGGGUUAUGCUGAUGAACAUGACUCGAAUGAGAAGGAAGUAUUUCAAGAAUGAUAUGACAACUGUACGACUACGAUGGGGAGAUAUACUUAUGCCGUUGCUUAAAAAAUAUAAACUAAACAUCACGUGGGGCGACCAAGAUUUAUUGAAUAUCAUGUUUUUUCAUAACCCAGAAAGCCUCUUUGUUUUUCCAUGUCAAUGGAAUUAUCGACCAGAUCAUUGUAUAUAUGGAAGCAAUUGCCAAGAAGCAGAAAAAGAAGGAAUCUUUAUUCUUCAUGGGAACAGGGGUGUUUACCAUGAUGAUAAGCAACCAGCAUUUAGAGCUGUUUAUGAAGCACUGAGAAAUGAGGCAGCAUAUGAUCAGGAACUGAUGGUACUGAAGUAAGAAGUCCAAGCUGCACUGAAGGCAUUGGUGAAAAGCAAGCCUUCAGGAGUUGACCGAAUACCAGUUGAGAUGUUUUAACAGUUGGGUACAGCACUGGAAGUGCUCACUCGUCUAUGCCAAAAAAUUUGGAAGAUAGCUACCUGACCUCCUGACUGGAAGAGGUUCGUAUCUGUGCCUAUUCCCAAGAAGCGUGAUCCAACCAAAUGAGGAAAUUAUUGGCAAUAUCAUUAAUGUCACAGAAGUAAAAUUAUGCUAUAGAUCAUUCAAAAGUGGCUGCAGCAGUAUAUCAAUAAGGAACUGCCAGAAAUUCAAGCCGGAUUCAGAAGAGGAUGUGGAACCAGGAGCAUCAUUGCUGAUAUCAGAUGGAUGCUGGCUGAAAGCAGAGAAUAUCAGAAAGAUGUUUACCUGUGUUUUAUUGACUGUGCAAAUGUGUUCGAAUGUGUGGAUCAUAACAAAUUAUGGGUAACAUUGCAAAGAAUGAGAAUUCCAGUGCACUUAAUUGUGCUCAUGAGGAACCUUUACAUAGAUCAAGAGGCAGUUGUUGAACAGAGCAAGGGAAUACUGCCUGGCUUAAAGUCAGGAAAGGCGUGCGUCAGGGUUGUAUUCUCUCACCACACCUAUUCAGUCUGUAUGCUGAGCAAAUAAUCCGAGAAGCUGGACUAUAUGAAGAAGAAUGGGGCAUCAGGAUCGGAGACUCAUUAACAACUUGUGUCAUGCAGAUGACACAACCUUGCUUGCUGAAAGUGAAGAGGACUCGAAGCACUUACUGAUGAAGAUCAAAGACCACAGCCUUCAGUAUGGAUUACACCUCAGCAUAAAGACAACAAAAAUCCUCACAACUGGACCAGUAAGCAACAUCAUGAUAAAUGAAGAUCGAAGUUGUCAAAGAUUUCAUUUUGCUUGGAUCCACAAUCAACGCCCAUGGAAGCAGCUGUCAAAAAACCAAAAGAGGCAUUGCAUUGGGCAAAUCUGCUGCAAAAGAUCUCUUUUAAAUGGUUGAAAAGUGAAGAUGUCACCUUGAAGACUAAGGUACGCCUGACCCAAGCCAUGGUGUUUUUUAAUUGCCUCAUAAGCACGCGAAAGCUGGAUGAUGAAUAAAGAAGACUGAAGAAGAAUCAACGCCUUUGAAUUGUGGUGCUGGUGAAGAAUAUUAAGUAUACCAUGGACUGCCAAAGGAACAAACAAAUGUGUUUUGGAAGACGUACAACCAGAAACCUCCUUAGAUAAAAGGAUGGCGAGACUAUGUCUCACAUACUUGGACAUGUUAUCAGGAGGAUCAGUCCCUGGAGGAGAUCAUGCUUGGUAAAGUAGAGGGUCAGUGAAAAAGAGGAACACCCUCAACAAGAUGGAUUGACACGGUGGCUGCAACAAUGGGCUUAGGCAUAACAAGGAGUGUGUGGGUGGUGCGGGACUGGACAUUGUUUUGUUCUAUUGUACAUGGGUUCGCUAUGAGCCGCUAUGAGUCAGAACCAACUCGACGGCAGCUAACAACAACAACAAACUACAGCUCAUUGAUAGGAAUGGGAAUAAAAAUACUUAACCGUAACACAUUAUGACAGAGAUUGUACUAGAACUGUGAAAGAGUAUAAUAGCUUUGCUUUGAAGGGUCGGAGGAGGCCUCAUUGGUCGCAUUUGAAGUGGGCCCUAAAGAAUGAGUAUGAAUUUGCCAGGUGAGUAAAAGCAGCCUGGGUAGAGAACUGCCUGAGAAAAGGCUCAGAGCCUGUGAAAAAAACCCAUGGUGUGGUCAGGUGAUGAGCUGUGCAGGUUGACUGGAGUGUUGGAUGAAGGUAGGAAGUGGCUGGGGAUGAAGGUGAAAAUGGAGGUGGUGAUGAUCUGCCAUGAUAAGGAAAUGAAAUUUUCUUUUGGAAAUCUGUGUUUCUCAAACUUGGUGGUAGACAAAGUCCUAAUAGCAUUGUAAGCUCAGUUUUACAUGUUUUUGCUUGGUUUCUUGUCCUAUAAAUUUGACAACUAAGUUUUCUAAAUAAUUAGUUUAUCAUGUUAUCACUACUCACUAAAGAAUAUAGAAUUUAGUGUUGAUGUUUAUUUUAAUAUAGUAGCCUUUUAUUCCUUCAGAAAUCAAUAUCAUAUUUUAAUAGUGCUUUUUUAUGGGUUUUCAGAAGGUGAUAAAAAUGAAGAAAAGUUCUUUCGGGGGUCUGAGGCUUUGCAGGAUAAAAAGGAAAUACGUUCCUAUAAAAAUGUGAAUUUUCUGUUUGUUUCUUUUGAGGCUUUAUAAAGCCCAUUAUUAGGGAACUAAAUCUGUCUAUUUUUAUUUGAACUUUCUCUGGUUUAUAUAUCUUUUAAAAGCUGAGUAAUGAUUUUAAGCUGUGCAAUUAUGCACUUGAAUUUUUAAAAAUAAAUCUUGUCUUUAAAAUGAUUUCAAGUACUGAAUUAAUGAUUUUUGUGUUUGUUUUGGGUCUGUAUUAACUGCAGCUUAUAUCUAUCCAUUUUUCAACUUAAUAAAAUUAAUCUUUUAUGGUACUCUUGGUUAGUGUUUUUAUAUUCCCUGAUCUAUAAUUCAGUGAGAAAUGUAAUUUUUAAAGAAUUGCAUUCAGACAAGGGUAGUUAUGCAAGUUCACACAGAAGCUUAGUCAUAGCCAUGAAAUGCAGUGAACUAUCUCUGAAUUAUAAAAGAUGUGAAUUCUGUUUAAUCCAUAAAUAUUUGUUAAAUAUUAGUUGUUGAAUGAAUAAAAAUAUUUUGAGUUCAAAAAGUGCAAAUUCAGAAUAGGAACAAAACAUGUUAUUGCUCCAUAAGGUAUUUUCUACUUCAUGUAUUUCAUUCUGAAUUAUUAUAUUUCUUGGCAUUUGUCUUUAAUUUAAUUCGCACCCUGUUUAUAUUUGCAUAACUGUCUCUGCAAGGGAGCCUUGACUAUGGGGAUCAUUAUCUUAUGUACUUUUGUCUUCUGACUACAAUGCCUCCUUCUAUAUGGUUAGUACUCAGCAUUUUUGAAUUGAGCUGCCAAUCCGCCAUACUUUCAAAACAGAAAAUGCCCAGGAUUGCCUAAUUGUGGCUAUCAUAGCUGCACUGCUUAUUCCCUGUCUUUCAGUUGGCAGUCUUCUAUAUUAAGCAUAAGCAUAAGAUGCCGAAAUAUUUGGAAUUUGGUACCGUGCAAGUGCAAAGAGGGCGUGAUUAACUAGGUCAGGAGAGGCUUGUCUGGGAGCUGACGUUUGAACUGAGCUCUGAGGAAUGAUGAGUACCAGGCAGAGGAGGAGACAUGAGGACAAGUCAGGCACAGCAUACAGUAUGUCCAGAGGCCUGGAGUCAUGUAAGGGCACAUGUGGCCUCCUGGGAAAGGGAAACACCCAGGUGCAGGUUACCUACCGUCCCCUCUGCAGGCACCUGCAGUAGGUUAUGUGAAUGGCAGAAUGCCGUGUCUUCAGGCUGUAUUUGUCUAGGUGGACAUUUUGAUAGUUUAUCUUCUUCCUUGAAGGUCAAAUUGCUUGUGUCAGGUUAGACCAGAAAGAGGUCUAAUUCAUGAGGCACUUUUUUAUUUCAGGAAAAUACUCAUCAAAAGACUGUUCCUUUUCCAGUGAAGGGGAAAAAAUUUUUUUUUCCAACCACCAUCACUGAUUUAUAUCACAUGAAAGUAAAUAAGCUGAAUCUCAAGUACGUACUUCAUAGUCCUGGGAAUCAGUAAUCUUCCUCCAACUCUUAAAACACCUUAACAAUGCUUUCAUUUUAUUGUCAUGGUAUAGUAAAAAAAAAAAAUUCAGAGUUUGGUGUGUCUACUUUUCAACUAGUUGUUCAAGUAUAUUUUUUGUACACAUUGAAAUGUUACUUCGCAGUAUCAUUUGAUAAAGGUACCUUCUUCUGCUGGGCUGCCAUUUGCAAUCCCCAGAAGAUUUAGGUUUAUCUGAUACAGCACAGCACAUUUCCCAGUUUUCCACUGUUACUGAAGCUACAUCUUUCAACAGAAUUUUUAAAAUGGACCUGGCAAGUUGGACUAGUUAUCUAGAUCUGCUAUAACAGAAAUACCACAAGUGGGUCUCUUUAACAAAGAGAAAUUUAUUCCCUCACAGUUUAGGAGGCUGAAGUACAAAUUUCAGGGUGCCAGCUCUAGGGGAAAGCUUUCUCUCUGUCGUUUUUUGGGGAAGGUCCUCAUCAUCAGGCUUUCCCUGGUCUGGGAGCUUCUCUGUGCAGGAACACCUGGGUCCAAAGGACUCACUCUGCUCGUGGCAGUGCUUUCUUGGUGGUAUGAGGUCCCCAUGUCUCUCUGCUCACUUUUGUCUUUUAUAUUUCAAGAGAUUGACUAAAGAUAUAACCUAAUCUUAUAGAAUGAGUCCUGCCUCAUUAAUGUAGCUGCCUCUAGUCCUGCCUCAUUAACAUCAUAGAUGUAGGAUAUACAACACAUAGGAAAAUCACAUCAGAUGACAAAAUGGUGGACAAUCACACAAUACUGGGAAUCAUGACCUAGCCAAGUUGACACACAUUUUUAGGGGACACAAUUCAAUCCAUAACACAAGGUUUCAUUUGCUUUUUUGGAUAAGCAGUGCUGUAGGGUGAUUAAGGACUUGGACUUUUGUAUCUAGACUACCAGUGUAGAAUCCUGGCUUAGCCGCUUACAACUUUAUAGCUGUGGGAAAAUGAUGUCUUCCUACCUUAGUUGCUUCAUAGUCAACUGGGGAUAACCACACACACACACACACACACACACACACACACACAAAUCCCAAACCAACUGCCAUCAAGUCAAUUCCAACUCAUAGCGGCCCUAUAGGACAGAGUAGAACUGCCGCAUAGGGUUUCCAAGGCUGGAAAUCUUCAUGGAAGCAGACUGCAGCAUCUUUCUCCUUCAGAGCAGCUCAUGAGUUCAAAUCGUCAUCCUUUGGGUUAGCAGCCAAGUACUUUAACCACCGUGCAGCCAGGGCUACCGGGGAUGAUAAUGAGAGUACCUGUUUUGUAAGGUUGUUGUGAGGAUUAAAUGCAUGAAUGCACACCAAGUUCUUAGAAUGGUGCCCGUUGUGUAGGAAGCAUUAUGGGUGUUAGCCGUUAUUUUCACGAUAUUGCGCCUAGCUUAAGCUUUCCCCACCCCCGUUUUUGUCUUCAAAACAAUUUCAAGUAAUUAGCUUCAGUGUAUGUGAUUGGUUUUUAAAAGUCUCUCCAAAAGUGAUGGUUUCAUGCAGUUAUUGCUGACGAUUUUCUUGCUCAAGAGAUACCAAAGCUUAGAAUCUCUUCCCACCAUGCGUCUGUCAGUUUGUCAUACUGUGGUGGCUUUCGUAUGAAUCUUGGAAAAUUGGAAGUCAUCAGAAAUGAAAUGGAACUCGUAAAGAUCAAUAUCCUAGGCAUUUGUGAGCUGAAAUGGACUGGUAUUUGCCAUUUUGAAUCAGACAGUUGUAUGGUCUCCUAUGCCAGGAAUGACAAAUUGAAGAGGAAUGGCAUAACAUUUGUCAUCAAAAAGAAUAUUUCAAGAUUUAUCCAGACGUACAGUGCCGUCAGUGAUAGGAUAAUAUCCAUAUGUCUUCAAGGAAGAUCAGUAUCAUGGAUUGAACUAUGUCUCCCCAAAAAUGUGUGUAUAAAUACCAUGAUUCCCGGUAUUGUGUGAUUUCCCUGUAUGUAGUAAAUUCUGCCUCUAUGAUGUUAAUGAGAGGAUGGACAGCAGUUGUAUUAGUUAGGCAAGACUCGACCUACAGGAUUGGAUUGUGUCUUGAGGCAAUCUCUUGAAAUAUGAAAGAAGCAGGCAGAGAGCCAGGGGACCUCAUACCACCAAGAAAGCAGCACUGGGAGCAGAGCGCAUCCUUUGGACCCAGGGUCCCUGUGCCUGAGAAGCUUCUCAGCCAGGGGAAGGUUGAGGACAAAGACCUUCCUCCAGAGCCAACAGAGAGAGAAAGCCUUCCCGUGGAGCUGACGCCCUGAAUUUGGACUUUUAGCCUACUUCACUGUGAGGAAAUAAAUUUCUCUUCUUUAAAGCUAUCCACUCGUGGUAUUUCUGUUAUAGCAGUACUAGAUGACUAAAACAAUCGGUUAAUGCCACUACUAUUCAAAUUUACAUACCAACCAAUAAUGCCAAAGAUGAAGAAAUAGAAGAUUUUUACUGACUUCUGCAGUCUAAAAUUGAUCAAACGUAAUCAAGAUGCAUUGGUAUUUACUGGUGAUUGGAAAGAAGGAUCGGUAGUUGGACAAUAUGGCCUUGGUGAUAGAAAUGAUGCCGAAGCUUGCAUGAUAAUAUUCUGCAAAACCAAUGGCUUCUUCAUUGCAAAUACCUUUUUUCAGCAACGUAAGUGGCAAUUAUACAUGAGGAUCUCAUCAAGUGGAAAACACAGGGAUCAAAUUGACUACACCUGUGGAAAGACACGGUAGAAGAGCUCAGUAUCAUCAGUCAGAACAAGGCCGGGGCCAACUGUGGAACAGACCAUCAAUUGCUCCUAUGCAAGUUCUAGUUGAAUAUGAAAAAACUUAGAACAAGUCCACGAGAACCAAAAUAUGACUUUGAGUAUGUCCCACCUGAAGACCAGACAAGUUGUGGGAGGAUAUCAAGGGCAUCAUACAUGAAGUAAGAAAAGGCCAUUAAAAAGACAUGAAAGAAAGAAAAGACCAAAAUGGAUGUCAGAAGAGACUCAGAAAUGUGCUCUUGAACUUACUGUAGCUAAAGCGAAUGGAAGAAAUGAUGAAGUAAAAGAGCUGAACAGGUUUCAAAAGUUGGCUCGAGAAGACAGAAUAAAGUAUUAUAAUGAAAUGUGCAAAGACAUGGAGUUAGAAAACCAAAAGGGAAGAGCAAAUUUGGCAUUUCUCAAGCUGAAAGAACUGAAGAAAUAAUUCAAGCCUCAAUUGCAAUAUUGAAAGAUUCUACCAGAAAAAUAUUGAGCAACUCAGGAAACAUCAAAAAGAAGAUGGAAGGAAUACCCAGAGUCACUGUAUCAAAAAAGAAUUGGUCGACAUUCAGCCAAUUCAGGAGGUAGCAUAUGAUCAAGAACUGAUAGUAUCGAGGGAAGAAGUCCAAGCUGCACUGAAGGCAUUGACGAAAACAAGGUUCCAAGAAUUGAUGGAAUACCGAAUGAGAUGUUUCAACAAACAGAUGCAACACUGGAAGUCCUCACUCAUCUAUGUGAAGAAAUUUGGAAGACAGCUACCUGGCCAACCAAUAGAAAGA